Molecule: messenger RNA, 171 nt
Organism: Linum tenue
Lineage: Eukaryota; Viridiplantae; Streptophyta; Magnoliopsida; Malpighiales; Linaceae
Source: the annotation of a GenBank genome assembly
AUGGGUUUGUUGUUCGGGACCCUAUGGGGGCUUCAGGAGCUCCGAUUCGCUGCAAUUUUUGAAGCAGUGCGCUCUGCCCUCUCCUGCUUCACCAUGGCUGUAGUCUGCUGUGUCUUGUCCUUUCGCAGAAACCGGCGGUCCCGAGAUUCUACCGUCGUCCCUUUCAUUUGA